Molecule: messenger RNA, 579 nt
Organism: Thelazia callipaeda (thelaziosis nematode)
Lineage: Eukaryota; Metazoa; Nematoda; Chromadorea; Rhabditida; Thelaziidae
Source: the annotation of a GenBank genome assembly
AUGGAUGUGAAGAAAAAAUUAGUCAAGAAAGCAACAAAACUGAUGAAUAUUGAGAAUGUUGUGAAGCCUAUUUCACUCUUCCAAGAUUUAGCCAACAUACAAAUUCAUUUUACAUUUAAAUGGGGAACAUGUUUGAGCGAAGAAGAAUUUGCAUGGGUUUUUGAACUGUUUGAGAAAAAUAUGCGUGGAAUGUAUCAGAUUUCAAAGUGGGGAUAUAAUGAAAUUAGCAAGAGACAAGAAUUGAGAGCUACUACGUCAAGGUAUAUUAUUGUAAAAAAUGAGGACCAUAAACCUAUUGCAUAUUUGCACUACCGUUUUGUUAUUGAAUUUGACUCAGCUGUACUAUAUUGUUACGAGAUACAGGUAGAAAAAGAUUAUCAAGCGAAAGGAGUGGGAUCAGCUCUUUUGUCAAUUGCAGAAUGCAUAGGCAAAAAGGUGUCAAUGGAGAAACUAAUGGCUACCGUAUUCGCAUUCAAUGGUGCUUCGCUUGCUUUCUUUCAUAAAAAUGGCUUUACUGUUGAUUCUUCUUGUCCAGAUGAAGGAGAUUACCUGAUUUUAUGUAAAUCAUUGUCUGCUUGA